This is a messenger RNA of Ailuropoda melanoleuca (giant panda), 669 nucleotides long. Its product is annotated as probable cystatin-15. Bases 180 to 578 code for a protein of 132 amino acids. The transcript has 3 exons. NCBI's taxonomy places the organism in Eukaryota, Metazoa, Chordata, Mammalia, Carnivora, Ursidae. The record is from RefSeq and is a predicted model, not a curated record. Gene Ontology annotation, molecular function: cysteine-type endopeptidase inhibitor activity.
CCCCUGCUCUGCCUUCUGUUAGUGAUGAUGAGAGGGACAAGGCAGGCCGUGAAGGGGAGGAGCUGGACAGAACACUGGCCAGCAGCCCAGGGACUCCUUGGGGUAAGGUUGUGUGGGAUACAGAGCUUCAGAGAGUGGCCCUGUGCUAGCUGCCACCCAUUUGCUGCUGGCCUCCAGGGAUGACGCCAGACAGCACGCUCCUGAAGGCCCCUCUGCUUCUGGGGCUCAUUGUGCUGGUGCCUCAUGUCUGCAGUUCCGACUUUGUGGACAUUGGUAGGAGAACAAAAUACUUUAUCCUGUGUGUUGAGUUUGCAGUAUUUCAUUUCAACCAAGUCUACCCAGACGAGUAUGCGUAUAAGCUGCUGUGGGUACGGCGAAGCCAGCGCAAGUUUACCUUGAUAUAUUUAAUGGAGUUGGAAUUGGGCCAAACUAUUUGUACAAAACAGGAUGAAGAUCUGGAAAAUUGUCCCUUGCAAGAAGGCCCAGAAGAGAAAAAGGUGGACUGCACCUUUAUUGUGGAUGUCAGACCAUGGUUUUCCCAGUUCACCCUCCUGAACAGUACCUGCGUCCAGAAAUAGGGAGAGAAGCAGCCCCUGGCUCCUCAAGCAGAAGUUCCCUGGGACUCCUGGGUGGCUCAGUCGGUUAAGCAUCUGCCUUCGGCCCAGGUCA